CGGCGGGUGCGUGUAUUCUGUAAUCUGUAUACCUCGCAAGUCAAGUCUGGCUAGCAAGGUCGGUGCAGAACACGUAAAAGGAUAGAAAAAGAGGCUCAAUCAGUGGAAUUUGAAUUUAAAUAUUGGGAUAAUCAUAAUACACCUUCAUAUGAUACUUAGUUGUAGAGAAAUGUACAGAUCCCUGUAACACAACAAUCAUAAUUCCAAUUCAAACCGAGUCAAGAACUCGUUCCACUCUUUUAUCCUGCGCACCCCUCUCCGUUUAUCCUGCGCAUCUUUCGCCGCUUUCGGAACUGAGAUCCUCUCCUCCACAUCCUCAGUUCCGCCAUUUCAGUUUGUACUUCAGUAGCAGUUUGCUCUGAUUGAGGGAACCUGUUUGGAUCCGCUUCCGUUUAGCAUCUAUCGAUUGAGAUUUGCUGACUGAAACGUUGAGCUUAUUAUCAUAAUGGAAGUAUUCGCUGUUUUCAUGGCUGUGAAGUUUUCACGCUUCAAGGAUGACGGAAUUAUGCAAAUAAUUUAGAAUUGGGAAAAAAUCAUGAGUUGUUUUGGCUGUUGCGAAGAUGAUGACCUCAACAAGGCUGCUGAAAACGGAGGACCCUAUGUUGUAAAAAACCCAGCUGGAAAUGAUGGGAAUUACCAUGCUUCUGAAACUGCAAAGCAGGGCGCUCAGCCUGUUAAAGCUCAGCCCAUUGAAGUUCCUAAUAUACAAGCAGAUGAACUAAAAGAAGUUACGGAUAACUUUGGUCAAGAUUCUCUGAUUGGAGAGGGAUCCUAUGGAAGAGUAUAUUAUGGUUCUCUUAAAAGUGGGCAGGCUGCAGCAAUCAAGAAGUUGGAUGCUAGUAAACAGCCUGACGAGGAAUUUCUAGCCCAAGUUUCAAUGGUAUCAAGGCUGAGGCAUGAAAAUUUUGUUCAGUUGCUUGGAUAUUGCAUUGAUGGAAGCUCCCGUAUUCUUGCUUACGAGUUUGCAUCUAAUGGGUCUCUUCAUGAUAUUUUACAUGGCAGAAAAGGUGUUAAAGGAGCACAGCCUGGUCCAGUUUUGACAUGGGCACAACGAGUAAAAAUUGCUGUAGGGGCUGCAAGAGGACUUGAAUACUUGCAUGAGAAGGCUGAUCCCCACAUAAUCCAUCGGGACAUCAAGUCAAGCAAUGUGCUAAUCUUUGAUGAUGAUGUUGCUAAAAUUGCAGAUUUUGAUUUAUCAAAUCAGGCUCCAGACAUGGCUGCACGUCUUCAUUCUACUCGUGUCCUUGGAACCUUUGGUUAUCAUGCUCCAGAAUAUGCAAUGACUGGGCAAUUGAAUGCCAAGAGUGAUGUAUACAGUUUUGGUGUUGUCCUUCUGGAACUUCUGACUGGAAGGAAACCUGUUGAUCAUACACUACCACGUGGACAGCAGAGUCUGGUUACUUGGGCUACACCAAAACUUAGCGAGGAUAAAGUCAGGCAGUGUGUUGAUACACGACUAGGAGGAGAAUACCCACCCAAAGCUGUUGCCAAGAUGGCUGCUGUUGCUGCACUGUGUGUGCAAUAUGAAGCUGAUUUCAGACCAAACAUGAGCAUUGUAGUUAAAGCUCUUCAACCUUUGUUGACUGCACGACCUGGACCUGCCGGUGAAACACCAAAUUAAUCUCUCUGUAUCUCUUUCCCUCUAUAUUUGAGAGUAUGUGCACAAGAGUGCUUGCAAAACAUAAGAGACUACUUCAGAAGCUGGUGGUAAAUUGCUCAAGGAUGACUUUAUAUCUCAUUGUUUACACUGCAUUCAUUUUGUUCAUAAUCCAUGAUGGUCUGCCAUUUCCUUGCUUUUAUUCAUUUUAAUGUAUUUGUUUUCUCCAUUUCCCCCCCCUUUUACCCUCGCUGCUGGGUUGAUUGCCAUCUUUACAAUGAAGUGUUGGGAAAAACUACAAAACAGAAUUCAAUAUACUCAAAGCUAAGAGAAAGUCAAUGGACUCUCUCUCUACUAGAAACAGUUAUUCACAAAGAGCCGUGCUUAUUAUAUUGAUUCUUUUAAUUUUUUUAUUAAAAUGUUUCUCAAAUUGAGAGUUGUAUAAAUUACUCAUAAUUUCAAUUCCAAUGUUUUAGGAAGAAAAGAAAAUAUUGUUUCAUGCUA
Messenger RNA from Cajanus cajan (pigeon pea), 2101 nucleotides. The record is from RefSeq and is a predicted model, not a curated record. Lineage: Eukaryota; Viridiplantae; Streptophyta; Magnoliopsida; Fabales; Fabaceae.